Molecule: messenger RNA, 3435 nt
Organism: Anopheles arabiensis
Lineage: Eukaryota; Metazoa; Arthropoda; Insecta; Diptera; Culicidae
Product: polyubiquitin-C
Exons: 3
Coding region: 16-3402 (1128 amino acids)
Biological process (GO): protein ubiquitination; modification-dependent protein catabolic process
Cellular component (GO): nucleus; cytoplasm
Molecular function (GO): protein tag activity; ubiquitin protein ligase binding
Source: RefSeq, a predicted model, not a curated record
AAGUAGCGAGUACUGAUGUUCCUGUUGCCAGCGUUUGAAUACUCCGCUCAGCUCAUUGCCCAGCAUAAACGAAUGCUUUCGCAUCAGAUCCCGCGAGAAGAAGUCUGUCUUCGGACCACUUUCCAGCGCCGCGUACAGCAGGAAGGGAUCGUCCUGGGACCUAAAGGGAGCAAACGUAAAAUCUUAUCAAGCUAUCAGAUGCAGAUCUUUGUAAAGACGCUAACCGGGAAAACGAUCACCCUCGAUGUGAUCGCUUCGGAAACGGUUUUGGACAUUAAAAGCAAAAUUGAACAACGUGAAGGCAUUGCACCGGAUCAGCAGCGAAUCAUCUUUGCCGGUAAACAGCUCGAUGACGGUCGGAUCAUAUCCGACUACAACAUCCAGCACGGCUCGACGAUGCAUCUGGUGCUCCGGCUGAAGGGUGGAAUGCAAAUCUUCGUGCGAAUGCUGACGGGGAAAACGAUUGCGAUCGAUACGGAACCGGAAGCGACGGUCGAGAGUGUGAAGAAACAGAUCGAUGAGCGUGAGGAAAUCCCUCCCAACCAGCAGCGCAUGAUCUUUGCCGGCAAGCAGCUGGAAGAUGGGCGGCAGCUCCAGGAGUACAGCAUCAUCAAAGCAUCCACCAUUCAUUUGGUGCUGCGUCUGAAGGGCGGCAUGCAAAUCUUUAUUUUCGUGAAAACUCUGACCGGAAAGACCAUCACUCUGGAAGUUGAGCCAUCGGAUACUAUUGAGAAUGUGAAGGCGAAGAUCCAGGAUAAGGAGGGAAUCCCGCCAGAUCAGCAGCGUCUGAUCUUUGCUGGAAAGCAGCUGGAGGAUGGCCGCACCCUGUCGGACUAUAACAUCCAGAAGGAAUCGACUCUUCAUCUGGUUCUCCGUCUGCGUGGUGGUAUGCAGAUUUUCGUGAAAACUCUGACCGGAAAGACCAUCACUCUGGAGGUUGAGCCAUCGGAUACGAUUGAGAAUGUGAAGGCAAAGAUCCAGGACAAGGAGGGAAUCCCGCCAGAUCAGCAGCGUCUGAUCUUUGCUGGAAAGCAGCUGGAGGAUGGCCGCACCCUGUCGGACUAUAACAUCCAGAAGGAAUCGACUCUUCAUCUGGUUCUCCGUCUGCGUGGUGGUAUGCAGAUUUUCGUGAAAACUCUGACCGGAAAGACCAUCACCCUCGAGGUCGAACCAUCGGAUACGAUCGAGAAUGUGAAGGCGAAGAUCCAGGACAAGGAGGGAAUCCCGCCAGAUCAGCAGCGUCUGAUCUUCGCUGGAAAGCAGCUUGAGGAUGGCCGCACCCUGUCGGACUAUAACAUCCAGAAGGAAUCCACUCUUCAUCUGGUUCUCCGUCUGCGUGGUGGUAUGCAGAUUUUCGUGAAAACUCUGACCGGAAAGACCAUCACCCUCGAGGUCGAACCAUCGGAUACGAUCGAGAAUGUGAAGGCGAAGAUCCAGGACAAGGAGGGAAUCCCGCCAGAUCAGCAGCGUCUGAUCUUUGCCGGAAAGCAGCUGGAAGAUGGCCGCACCCUGUCGGACUAUAACAUCCAAAAGGAAUCCACCCUUCAUCUGGUUCUCCGUCUGCGUGGUGGUAUGCAGAUUUUCGUGAAAACUCUGACCGGAAAGACCAUCACCCUGGAAGUUGAGCCUUCCGAUACGAUUGAGAAUGUGAAGGCAAAGAUCCAGGACAAGGAGGGAAUCCCGCCAGAUCAGCAGCGUCUGAUCUUUGCCGGAAAGCAGCUGGAGGAUGGCCGCACCCUGUCGGACUAUAACAUCCAGAAGGAAUCGACCCUUCAUCUGGUUCUCCGUCUGCGUGGUGGUAUGCAGAUUUUCGUGAAAACUCUGACCGGAAAGACCAUCACUCUGGAGGUUGAGCCAUCCGAUACGAUCGAGAAUGUGAAGGCGAAGAUCCAGGACAAGGAGGGAAUCCCGCCAGAUCAGCAGCGUCUGAUCUUCGCUGGAAAGCAGCUGGAGGAUGGCCGCACCCUGUCGGACUAUAACAUCCAGAAGGAAUCGACCCUUCAUCUGGUUCUCCGUCUGCGUGGUGGUAUGCAGAUUUUCGUGAAAACUCUGACCGGAAAGACCAUCACUCUGGAGGUUGAGCCAUCCGAUACGAUCGAGAAUGUGAAGGCGAAGAUCCAGGACAAAGAGGGAAUCCCGCCAGAUCAGCAGCGUCUGAUCUUCGCUGGAAAGCAGCUUGAGGAUGGCCGCACCCUGUCGGACUAUAACAUCCAGAAGGAGUCCACCCUUCAUCUGGUUCUCCGUCUGCGUGGUGGUAUGCAGAUUUUCGUGAAAACUCUGACCGGAAAGACCAUCACUCUGGAGGUUGAGCCAUCGGAUACGAUUGAGAACGUUAAGGCGAAGAUCCAGGACAAAGAGGGAAUCCCGCCAGAUCAGCAGCGUCUGAUCUUCGCUGGAAAGCAGCUUGAGGAUGGCCGCACCCUGUCGGACUAUAACAUCCAGAAGGAAUCCACUCUUCAUCUGGUUCUCCGUCUGCGUGGUGGUAUGCAGAUUUUCGUGAAAACUCUGACCGGAAAGACCAUCACUCUGGAGGUUGAGCCAUCGGAUACGAUUGAGAAUGUGAAGGCGAAGAUCCAGGACAAGGAGGGAAUCCCGCCAGAUCAGCAGCGUCUGAUCUUCGCUGGAAAGCAGCUUGAAGAUGGCCGCACCCUGUCGGACUAUAACAUCCAGAAGGAAUCGACCCUUCAUCUGGUUCUCCGUCUGCGUGGUGGUAUGCAGAUUUUCGUGAAAACUCUGACCGGAAAGACCAUCACCCUCGAGGUCGAACCAUCGGAUACGAUUGAGAAUGUGAAGGCGAAGAUCCAGGACAAGGAGGGAAUCCCGCCAGAUCAGCAGCGUCUGAUCUUCGCUGGAAAGCAGCUGGAGGAUGGCCGCACCCUGUCGGACUAUAACAUCCAGAAGGAGUCCACCCUUCAUCUGGUUCUCCGUCUGCGUGGUGGUAUGCAGAUUUUCGUGAAAACUCUGACCGGAAAGACCAUCACUCUGGAGGUUGAGCCAUCCGAUACGAUCGAGAAUGUGAAGGCGAAGAUCCAGGACAAGGAGGGAAUCCCGCCAGAUCAGCAGCGUCUGAUCUUCGCCGGAAAGCAGCUGGAAGAUGGUCGCACCCUGUCGGACUAUAACAUCCAGAAGGAGUCCACCCUUCAUCUGGUUCUCCGUCUGCGUGGUGGUAUGCAGAUUUUCGUGAAAACUCUGACCGGAAAGACCAUCACUCUGGAGGUUGAGCCAUCGGAUACGAUCGAGAAUGUGAAGGCGAAGAUCCAGGACAAGGAGGGAAUCCCGCCAGAUCAGCAGCGUCUGAUCUUUGCCGGAAAGCAGCUGGAGGAUGGCCGCACCCUGUCGGACUAUAACAUCCAGAAGGAAUCGACUCUUCAUCUGGUUCUCCGUCUGCGUGGUGGAAAUUAAUUCGUUGAAUAAAGCACAUUGAAGCUUCAUGAA